Molecule: messenger RNA, 1638 nt
Organism: Selaginella moellendorffii
Lineage: Eukaryota; Viridiplantae; Streptophyta; Lycopodiopsida; Selaginellales; Selaginellaceae
Product: SNARE-interacting protein KEULE
Exons: 18
Coding region: 1-1638 (545 amino acids)
Biological process (GO): intracellular protein transport; vesicle-mediated transport
Cellular component (GO): secretory granule; plasma membrane
Molecular function (GO): syntaxin binding
Source: RefSeq, a predicted model, not a curated record
AUGGCAGAAGGUAGUGGACCGUCAGCAAGAGCUCCUUACAAGUCUUUCCGCCAUUCAACACGGGAGCGACUGCUAAAGGAGAUGCUUCACAGCGUCAAGAGUGGUGACAGCCCAAACGAUUGGAAGGUUCUUGUCAUCGAUGAGCUGACUGUCAGAGUCAUGUCAUCUUCGUGUAAGAUGGCCGAUAUAACCGAUGAAGGCAUCUCAUUGGUUGAGGAUCUGAACAAGAAAAGGCAACCAAUGCCAACUCUUGAAGCGGUGUACUUUGUAAGAGCUACAAACGAGAGCAUUACCAAAAUCAUCAGCGAUAUGUCAGGAAAGUUUCCUUUAUAUAAGAGGGCUUACAUCUUCUUAAGUUCAUCUCUUACGCCAGAUCUCCUCAAUAUUAUCAAAAGCGAGAAAACAGUGAUUCAACGCCUUGCAGCACUUAAAGAGAUGAACUUGGAGUAUAUAACCAUCGAUUCACAGGGAUUUGUAACUGAUAAUGCCAUGGCUUUGGAACAACUUUUUGGGGAGAAUAGCGAUACCUCUUCAGAUUAUGAAGCCAUGAUCGACACGAUAGGUACCCGCCUAGCUACUGUUUUUGUAUCCCUAAAGGAGUAUCCUAGUGUGCGAUUUAGAGCCCCUAAUGCUCAGAGUUCAGAAGAUGAACUUCCAGCCGCACGUAAUUUGCUUUCUGCUAAGGUUGCUGCAGUACUUUCAGAAAGAUUAGCAAAGUACAAAUCAGCUCUUGCUGACUUUCCCAAAUCCGAAACUUGCGACCUCUUAAUUCUUGAUCGAAGUGUUGAUACGGUUGCGCCAUUUAUACAUGAGUGGACGUAUGAUGCUAUGUGCCAUGAUCUUCUAGGCAUCGAAGGCAACAAAUACGUUUAUGAGAUAACAACUGGAGACAAGUUGGAACGGAAAGAAGUGCUUCUUGAAGAGCAUGAUCCAAUUUGGGUUGAACUGCGUCAUCUACACAUUGCAGAGGCAAAUUUGAAAUUAACUGACAAGAUGAAUCAGUUUGGUUCAAAGAAUAAGGCGGCACAAAUUCGUCUGGGUGCAAAGGAGGGUCAGGAUAUAUCGACAAGAGACAUGCAAAAGCUGGUCCAGGCUCUACCUCAAUUUCGUGAGCAACUCGACAAGUUAAGUCUUCAUAUUCAGGUACUCACACAGAUUGCAACCGUGUUGAACGAAAAAAUAUCUGAACAAUCGCUUAGCGACAUAGCCGCUCUGGAACAAGAUUUUGCCUUUGGAGGAGGAUCAAGUAAAGAGCUAGUCAGACUCUUCAACAUCAAGCCGGAUAUGUCUCUGGAAAACAAACUACGGUUGCUGCUUAUAUAUGCGAGUGCACAUCCUGAUAAACUGGAUGCCAUCAAGCGUCAACAGUGGAUGAAGGCACCAUCAAGAAAAGAAAAAAAAGAGGACAUUGAUACUUGGGAUUUUUCUCGUUUCUACCCCGUGAUUGAGGUAAUGGCCAGUGAGACGGCAUCAAGUGCCAACGUUGAAGGCAAAAGAAUCUUCGUGUUUAUUAUUGGAGGUACAACUAGAGUGGAGCUAAAAGCUAUGCACAAGCUAACUUUAAAAUUAAGACGGGAAGUCAUUUUGGGUUCUACUAGCUUAGACGAGCCUCACCAAUACCUUGAGGUAGCCUACUGA